Molecule: messenger RNA, 5235 nt
Organism: Oncorhynchus tshawytscha (Chinook salmon)
Lineage: Eukaryota; Metazoa; Chordata; Actinopteri; Salmoniformes; Salmonidae
Gene: c2cd5
Product: C2 calcium dependent domain containing 5
Exons: 28
Coding region: 641-3949 (1102 amino acids)
Biological process (GO): positive regulation of D-glucose transmembrane transport; protein localization to plasma membrane; positive regulation of protein targeting to membrane
Cellular component (GO): plasma membrane
Molecular function (GO): calcium ion binding; calcium-dependent phospholipid binding
Source: RefSeq, a predicted model, not a curated record
UGCCCCCGAACAAGGCAGUUCCGCCGUCAUUGAAAAUAAGAAUUUGUUUUUAACUGACUUGCCUGGUUAAAUAGUAAAGCGUAAAGUAAGAUUACAAACGACGUAAAUGGAAUAACAGCGACAUCAUGCGGUCAGUUGGGCUAAGUAUGAGAAAGCCUAACGUGAAGAUGAAGCCGGUGUUACAGUUUUACAUCUCGUGAACAAGAUUUAGUCACCACCUUUCCACCAGAAGAGAAGACAGCGCUGGCUAGCAUUUUCCAUUCGUUGAGCUGGCCGGGGAUGCUAACCGCAAUGUGUGUACAGUGAAUUUGAAUUAGCUUUUUUUUUUUUAAAGCAGUCAAUGGCCAUAAGCGUAGUUAUAGUAAAUAUUAGCCACAUCUACCGGGCUUUUGAGAGAAGAUCUCGUCAUGUUUAGUAGAGAUGCGGAGGUCUUGCGCGCGGGCUGCCAACAAAGUCCGUCUGAAAAAACGCUGCUGUUUCCCCAGCUCUCUCGUUUGACAUAGUCCGGGACCAAGCAGGACCAAGCAGGACCAGCAUCAGUCUUCUACUACUCAGUAGCCACAACUGCAGUGUGACCUUAGAUCUGGUAGCACAUGAAUUAAUUCAUCUUUAUUUAACCAGGUGAUGACAAAGCUGAAUCAUGCCGGGUAAAUUGAAAGCUAAGAUUGUGGCGGGGCGUCACUUACCAGUCAUGGACCGAGCCAGCGACCUCACUGAUGCCUUUGUAGAGGUCAAAUUUGGCAACACAACUUUCAAAACGGAUGUCUACCCCAAGUCCCUUAACCCACAGUGGAACUCAGAGUGGUUCAAAUUUGAGGUGGAUGAUGAGGAUUUGCAGGAUGAGCCGUUACAGAUCACAGUGUUGGACCAUGACACUUACAGUGCCAACGACGCAAUAGGGAAGGUCUACAUUGACAUCGACCCUCUGCUGUCCAGCGAGGCUGCUACCGUCAUCUCUGGAUGGUUUCCCAUCUACGACACUAUACACGGUAUCAGAGGGGAGAUUAAUGUUCUGGUAAAGGUGGACCUCUUCAACGACCUAAACCGCUUCAGACAGUCCUCCUGUGGUGUCAAGUUCUUCUGCACAACAUCCAUCCCGAGGUGUUACCGCGCGGCGCUGGUCCAUGGUUUUGUUGAGGAGCUGGUGGUGAACGAGGACCCGGAGUACCAGUGGAUUGACCGCAUCAGAACCCCCAGGGCUUCUAAUGAGGCCCGCCAGCGACUCAUCUCCCUCAUGUCUGGUGAGCUGCAGAGGAAGAUCGGUCUGAAGGUGUUGGAGAUGGGUGGUAAUGCGGUGGUGGGCUACCUGCAAUGCUUUGAUCUGGAGGGAGAGUCGGGUCUGGUGGUCCGAGCCAUCGGCACCGCCUGCACUCUGGACAAACUCAUCCCUGGGACUGCUUCCAACACCAUCACACACACCAACACACACCCCAACACCGCCCCGGCAUCCAAUGCCUGCAACUCCCCCUCUAAGGAAAUCAAAGAGCCCGUGUUCAGUGAGGACCCAACCCACCCCCUCUCUGUCCCUCCCACCCCUCUCAGAAUACUUCCCCCCUCCUCCUCUCCUCCUCCCUUCUCUCCAUCCAAGCCAUGCAGUCGCCAGUCCUCCUCCUCAGACACAGACCUCAGUCUGACGCCCAAGAUGGGGAUGGGGAGUGGGAUCAGCGUUGGGAAAGAGGCAGGGCCUCUGAAGACCCUCCUCCGGCAGCAGGCCCAAUCAGCAUUGGAACAGAGGGAGUUCCCCUUCUUCACGUUGACUUGUUUUCCCCCCGGCUUCCUGGUUCACAUCGGGGGAGUGGUCAGCGCCCGCUCGGUCAAGCUGCUUGACCGCAUACACAACCCUGACGAGCCAGAGACGAGGGACGCGUGGUGGGAGGAGAUUCGUCAGGAGAUCAAGUCUCAUGCCAAAGCCCUGGGUUGCCACGCUGUGGUGGGAUACAGCGAGAGUACCACCAUCUGGUACAUUACACACACCAUACUUAGACCAAGCUCUAUUUCAAGUGAGGAGGUGUGUAUCCUGUCUGCGUCGGGCACGGCGGCCAUGUUGAAUCCCAGGUUCAUGCGCGAGGGCUGUUUGGACGCCGGUGGCAGCGACCAAAGGUUGUCACGGCAACCACCUCUCAGCAUGGUUGGGUCGGAGAGGGCAGAGGGGGAAGUUAGCUCAUCUUGGCUGGGGUUUGAUGAUGCGUCGCCCCCUAGCUGCGGAUUUUGUCACAUCCCAUAUGAUGAGUUCAACAUGCCGUUCCCAGCUCAGCUCACAUACUGCUACCACUGUAGGAGACAGAAGGUCCCUGACGUGCUCUUUACUACCAUAGACCUACCUGCUGAGGCUGCUGUUACUGGGAAGGGCUGCCUCAUACAGGCCAGGUUGUGUCGUACCAAGAAGAAGGCUCAAGGGGAGGUGAAUGCCACAGCCAUCUCUAACCUCCUCCCCUUCAUGGAGUAUGAGCUACACACCCAGUUGAUGAACAAACUGAAGCUGCGCUGCAUGAACGCUCUGUUUGGGCUCCGCAUUCAGAUCAGUGUGGGAGAAAACAUGCUCCUAGGACUAGCUUCUGCAACGGGUGUGUACCUGUCAGCUCUUCCAGCUCCAGGUGGUAUCCAGAUAGCUGGUAAGACCCCCAGUGACCUGAGCUACGACCAACACAUUUCAACCAUGCAGAAGCGCAUCAACGACACCAUCGUCAUGAAUAAGGAGCUCUACAACAUACACCCCCCGGAGUGUAUAGAGGAGGUGGUGGGGUCUCCUAUCCCUGACAGACAGCGGUCCAGACUGUUCAGGUCUACCUCUGAGAGUUCAGAUGAGCUGUCAGAACUAGACCUGUCCCACGGCAAGAAGGACGCCUUCGUACUGGAGAUUGAUGACACUGAUGCAGUAGAGGACAUCCAAUCCCUUCUCACUGAUGCCCCCAUUCCUGCAGGGUUUUACAGCUGUAACACAGAGGUCAUGCCUGGGAUUUACAACUGGACUUCAGGGCUACAGAUGUUUACAUCUGUCAGGGUCUACAGACUCAAUAAUGCCAAUCUGACCAACCAGGGCCUCAACAAGAUCUUCACUGACCUCUGUGAGAAUUUACUCAAGAGUCUAUACUUUAAGUUACGUUCCAUGAUCCCCUGCUGUCUAUGCCAUCUCAACUUCACUGUAGCCGUACCAGAGGAAGAACUCAUACAGGUGGCGGUGACAGCUGUAGCCAUGAGUUUUGACAAGGAGACUCAGCUGGCAGCAGACAAGGCUCUUAACAAGGGGAGUGGUGAGAAUGAAGAGCAGCUACAGUUUUCUAUGGAGCUGUGUGGAGAGUCAACGUCCUCCAACAACCAGCCUACAGCCAAAGCUUCAGGUCUUCCAGAGAGUGCCAUGACCCACUCCUCAUCUCGAGACAGAUGCAGCACCUGGCUAGAGCUGCUUAGGCUGAAAGCUCACACCAUAAGACGAGGAUCAGUUAAGACAAGUAGGAGGACACAGUCGCUAGCAAACUCUGUCUCGUCCUCAGAGCGCUGCAGUCCUCUCCCAGAGGUGCGGUCCCGGUCCCUACGCUCCACCAGGUCGUUGCCAUGCGGUGCCCCUGUUACCGUGGUGAAGAUGACUCCUCUGUCCUUUCUCCCCAGGACGCGUAUUGUCAAAUACUUGGGAAUCAUCAACAUGUUCUUCAUUAGAGAGACCACGUCACUACGAGAGGAGGGGGGUGUAAGUGGGUUCCUGCAUUCCUUCAUAGCGGAGGUGUUUGCCAUGGUCCGUGCCCAUGUAGCAGCUCUGGGGGGCAACGCCGUAGUGUCAUACAGCAUGAAGGAGUGUGUCUUCAUGGAAAACCCCAACAAGAACCAGGCUCAGUGUCUGAUUAAUGUUAGUGGUGAUGCUGUCAUCUUUGUCAGAGAAUCAGACCAGGAGGCCAUACCCCCUCUGAUUACUAGCGGACAGACCAGCACCACUGGGGCUGAUGGGACCACAUGACACACACACACACACACACACACUUGAGUCUAGCCAUCCAAAUAAUUGUGAUUUAUGUCUGCCAUAAACAGACUAGUUGAUGGAGAAAUUGUCUCUUAAUUGUCCAUUAAGGCACUCUACAUAAGCCAUUUAGAGGCAUUAUGUAAUGUCUGUCUGUCUGAUAUAAUAGACAUUCCAAUACAUGGUGAAGUUUUAGGCAGCUAAAAGACUGAUUGCUCUCCAUCCAGACUCAGCAGUCACUAGCCGGCAAUUCUAAAGUGUACAGGGUAGUCAUUAGUAGACAGCCAUGGUAAAGAGUACCAUACUCAGUACAGCAGGGUUUCCCAAUAGGCAGCCCGUGGGCCAAAUUCGACCCGUGUGUGGUUUUAUUUUGCCCACUCAAGAUUUUGGAGCAAAAAAAAACAUGGUUUUAUAUCAUUUUUGUUCUUUGACAUAAGACUGUAAAAUCACCAGGAAAUUAGCUCAAAGUGAUUUUAAUUUAGGAAAUCUGUUUCCAAGUAUUCCCUUGCAUAGCUAUAGGCAUAUGUGAUCGUAUCCUAAUUUAAUCAAGGUGUGAAAUUAUUGUUUUUGUGAAAUACUAUAUCUGUUUGGGAUUCUUGUGGUCAAUUUGCAGGGUACUAAUUAUUUAUAACUAUUUUCUGGACCCCCGACCAUCUGCUCAAGGAAAAGUAGGCCCACGACUUAAUAAUUUGGGACCCCUGCAGUACAGGGUAGCCACUACUGAAGAUGGCCAUACUAGAGAACUAAAUUGAGUUUAAUUGUCUGUCACUGUAUGACAAUGUUUUUGGCAAACAUGCACACAAACAUACACCCACCCUGUGGACAGCCUCCUGUCACACUCCUGGCUGUCCUGACUGUGGCCUCAACGGUGUCCAUACUACUGAACUCUCCUGUUUUUAACAAUCAUGUAAAUGCUGGAAAAUAAACUUAUUGCGAUGACCUCUUUUUGUUCAUAGCCUGGGUGCAACGAUAACUUUUAUUUGUGUAAAUGUACUCUAAAAUCUGAUUUUAGUAUUUUUAUAAAGUUAAAGUAUAUUAGUGGUGUCUAAUUUUGCAUGUCUAAUGAAGUCCUUGAAGUUUGAUUCAUUGUGUAAGAAGUAAGGCUACAUGAUGCGUUCUACUGUUAAUGAAUACAACCUGUUUCUCUUUCUCUGUAAGACUUGAAUGUAAAUACAUAUAGAGUGUGUUAGUGUCUAGCAGCAUGUAUCUACUAUUGCCAUGACUCUGUCAGCUUGUUGCCUGAGAUAAACAGUGCUGCACAAUAAACUGAACUACAGUGAAAAACA